This is a messenger RNA of Hansenula ciferrii, 1707 nucleotides long. RefSeq names its product U2 snRNP complex subunit CUS1 (gene CUS1). The coding region runs from base 1 to 1707 and encodes 568 amino acids. The transcript has a single exon. The record is from RefSeq and is a predicted model, not a curated record. Gene Ontology annotation, cellular component: nucleus; U2 snRNP; catalytic step 2 spliceosome. Lineage: Eukaryota; Fungi; Ascomycota; Saccharomycetes; Phaffomycetales; Wickerhamomycetaceae. Gene Ontology annotation, biological process: mRNA splicing, via spliceosome.
AUGGUAAUUAAGUAUUUACCAAACAAAAUUUCAACCAGAGGUAAAUUAUAUAUAGAUCAAAAUCAAGUACAAUUACAACGAACUUCAGAAAGAUUAAGCAUAUUGAUCAUGGCUGCUAAUAAGAAAACCAAGAAUCAAUUACGCCGUGAAAGAAAAAAAUUACAAAAACAAGGAGUUGCCCCUGAUCCAAAGGAAGAAGUUAAGCAAGAUGUUAUUAAAGAAGAAGAACCAAAACAAAUACCCAGUAACAAACCUAUAAAUGAGAAUAAUAAAACUGUUGACAUUGGUGUUUCAAAUGAAAUCAAUAAGGAGACUAAAACUGGUAAACUAUUUGAAAGUGAACUUGAUGUUUUACUAGAGAAACCUGAAUUUGCACAAUUUAAACAUGUCUUUGAUAAAUUUCAUAUGCCAGAUAUUGAAGAACCUCAAGAUGAUAAAAAAGGUGAUAUAAUAGAGAGUGAUGAUGAAGAUGCAAUUAUCAAAAACUCAGAUGCAGAAGGAGAAGAAGAAAAUCAAUCAAAGAUAAGUAAGAAGAAGUUGAGAAAGGCUAAUAAGAUGCCAUUAGCUGAAUUGAAAGCUCGUUCUUCACAUCCUGAAUUAGUCCAAUGGUAUGAUGUUGAUGCAGCUGACCCUGUACUAGUUGUUGAAAUUAAGAGUAAGAAGAAUUAUGUUCCAGUGCCACCUCAUUGGCAAUUUAAAAGAGAAUAUUUAUCGGGAAGAAGAGGUGUUGAAAAAAAGCCAUUUACAUUACCGAAAUAUAUUACCGAGACAGGUAUAACUGAAAUGAGAGAUACAACAAAAGAUGAUGAGUCGAAUAUGAAGCAAAGAAUGAGAGAAAAAGUGCAACCAAAGAUGAAUAGAUUAGAUUUAGAUUAUCAAAAAUUACAUGAUGCUUUUUUCAAAUUUCAAACAAAACCAAGAUUAUUUGGAGUUGGUGAUGUUUAUUUUGAAGGUAGAGAAAAUGAAGAAUUGGAUACAAGUAAAUAUAAACCAGGUAUUGUUUCAGAUGAGUUAAGAGAAGCUUUAGGUGUACCGAAAGGUAUUACAUUACCUUGGGUUCAAAAAAUGCAAAAUUUCGGUCCUCCACCGAGUUAUGCUGAUAUGAGAAUACCAGGUUACAAUGCAGAUUUAUCAGAAGAAGGGAAUGUUUAUGCUGAAGAUGAAACUGUUGAUGUCUUUGAUGAUGUUGUGAAGGAGCCAUUUGGUCAAUUGUUAUCAUACGAAGAAUCUGAAGAGGAAGAAGAAUCUGAAGAAGAGGAAGAUGAAGACGAAGAAGAGGAUGAAGUUGACGAAGAGGAAGCAGGAGCUUAUUUAUCCGAAUCAGAGUUGAAAGAAGCUAACGCAGUUGAAGAAAAUGAUGAGGUUCCUCAAUAUGAAAAUGAUAAUGAUAAUGAUAGUGAUGAAGAAGAUGUUCCUUUAGCAGAGAUACAAACAUCAACAACUACUGAAAAUACAGAAGAAAGUUCAAAACCUAAACAAUUGUAUCGUGUCAUCAAGGAAAAUAAACAAGAGGAAUCAGGAUUCUUAUCAGGGAAAAGAGCUUAUGAUUUAUCUGAGGUUUCAAAUAAUUCAAAUAAUGAUGGCGCUGAUGUACCUGUAAAGAAGCAGAAAAUUGAACAAGCAAAGCCGCAAGAGCCUUCAAAACAAGAUGAUAACGACGACGAGGAUGAUGAAGACGAUGAGGAAGGUGGCAAGUUUAGAUUCUAA